This is a messenger RNA of Hippocampus comes (tiger tail seahorse), 943 nucleotides long. RefSeq lists its product as uncharacterized. Gene Ontology annotation, cellular component: mitochondrion. The transcript is spliced from 6 exons. The record is from RefSeq and is a predicted model, not a curated record. Gene Ontology annotation, biological process: fatty acid beta-oxidation. Bases 71 to 802 code for a protein of 243 amino acids. Gene Ontology annotation, molecular function: 2,4-dienoyl-CoA reductase (NADPH) activity. NCBI's taxonomy places the organism in Eukaryota, Metazoa, Chordata, Actinopteri, Syngnathiformes, Syngnathidae.
ACCAAGCGCAACACAAGAUCUUAACUUUGCUUGUUGAGCAGACUCAGCCGGCAAGUCCAACGAAACUGUCAUGUCAAAAUCAGACAGAGUUGUGUUGGUUCUGGGUGGAGCCGGGACAGUUGGCUCUGGAAUAGUCAAAGCCCUACUGGAUAAAGGUUUCAAAGUUGCGGUAAUCUCGAGAGACAGCAACCGGCUGGAGAGACUCACAUCAUUCAUCUCUGCCAACACGAAAGACAGCCUCAUCACAAUUGUAGGUGACGUGGGCUCAGAGGUUGGAGUGGAGCAGGCGAAACAGGACCUCCUCAAAAAGGUGGGAAAGAUUACAGAUGUCAUUUCCUCUCUGGGGUUCAGUUGGUGGCAGGGAGGACCUCCACAUACCCAGACCCUCAAAGAUCUGCACUGGGUGAUGGAAUCUUUACUUUUUAGUACAUUUGUGUCAUGGAAGGCCUUCUUUCCUUUGGUGAGAGAUGAUUCCAAAUGUACCUACACAUUUAUCACAGGGGGAGCAGGAGAAAAGCUUCUGAUGCACGGUACUGGUUUCCUGACUGUCGGAGCUGCCAGUGCCCUGGCCUUCUGCCAGGUCCUACGAGAAGAGUACCCAGAAUCACCCUGCAAACUCUACCAAAUGAAGAUAGACACAGGUGUUGCUACAACGGAGAGAAUGACCCCUGGGUACUUGAAUCACCUUGACCUGGGUGAUGCUGUUGCCAAACUGGUGGAACAACAAAACGCAUCUCACGUCGUUUUCACCAUCAGAUGCCCUGCAGAUUUAAAAUCUGUCGUCUUGGAUGAGAACAUUUAAAAUUGAGAAACCCCGCCAUGUUCUCCCUCUUUUCACACAUUUCUAAUGGUCUUACUCUCACCUAACUUCCUUGAAAUAGAAAAAUGCUGCUCGUUGUAUCAGCAACUGUUUUGUAAUAUGUAAUAGUUGUCCCAAAAAAAU